Molecule: messenger RNA, 1482 nt
Organism: Necator americanus (New World hookworm)
Lineage: Eukaryota; Metazoa; Nematoda; Chromadorea; Rhabditida; Ancylostomatidae
Exons: 16
Coding region: 1-1482 (493 amino acids)
Molecular function (GO): catalytic activity
Source: RefSeq, a predicted model, not a curated record
AUGAACUCAACGUACCCUCAAAUGUCUUUGAAAACUAUUUAUUUUGCCGCCAUUAAACCUUCGUCCAAAGGAGACACUUACACUAUAUUCAAUAACUACGGGAAUUGUAACAAUAGCAGUACAACGUACACGAACAAUUCGAAGUCGUGUGUACCUCCACCGCCGGUUGAGUGCGAAAGGACAUGCGAAUUUGUAAUCUGCGAAACGAUACCAGCCGGACUUACAUUUAACUCUUCGUAUCCGAUAUUUAACAAAACCACAGAUUGUUGGAUGAGGCUUAUGAACGAAGCUCAAGAAGAAAUUCUUAUCGGCAGUUAUUAUUGGUCUUUACUUGUGAACGAUACUGGUGACAACUACACGACAGACACGACAAAUACUUCCGGAGACGGUGAACUCAUCUACAAUACGUUGUUAGCUACUGCUCAAAGAGGGAUUGACAUCAGAAUAGCGCAGACGUAUCAGGACGGUGGUUAUCCUGAGACAACAAAUCUAGCAGCAAAUUCAAAUGGAAUGAUAAAAGUACGAUCACUUGAUUUCACACAAUGGUACCCUGGAGGGAUUCUACACACUAAAUCAUGGGUUGUCGAUGGAAAGCAUAUGUAUGUUGGAUCGGCCAACUUUGAUUGGAGAGCCCUCACUCAAGUCAGGGAGCUGGGAUUGGCUGUCUUCAACUGUCCAUGCCUUGCUAAUGAUUUGACAAGAUUGCUUGAGAUUUAUUGGGAAAUGGGAGCACCAGGGGCGAAAAUUCCGAGCAGCUGGCCUGAUAAUUUGGCCACUCCAGCCUACCAUGAAAGACCUACCACUGUGCCUCAAACGAACGGAGAUCAAGCAGUAUAUAUCUCGGCUUCUCCACCAGGAUUUCAGUCUUGUGGACGAGAAGACGAUUUGGAUGCUAUGGUAAAAGUGAUAGAUGAGGCGCAGACCACAUUGGACCUGGCUGUGAUGGACUACGCUCCAUGCUCACUCUACAUGAACCCAUUAAACAAGUGGUACAGCAGACUGGAUGAUGCGAUUCGAAGAGCUGCUUUUGAACGACAAGUGAAGGUUCGCUUCCUUUACUCUAGAUGGGCACACACUGCUGCUAAGUACUACUCCUAUCUGCACUCCUUAGCCGAUCUCAGUAGUCAGCUGCAAUGCGUGUACACAGAUGGAAAAUGCUCAAGCAGGGGUUCAAUUACUAUACGGAUUAUUCAAGUGCCUGAUAUGCAGUACGGUAGCAUACCGUACUCAAGAGUUUACCAUAAUAAGUAUUUUGUCACGGAGAAAGCGGUUUAUGUAGGUACGUCGAACUGGACGCCGGACUACUGGUGGUUUACAGCUGGAAUUGGUAUGGUGGUGAAACCGGACGAUAUCAGUCAGCAAUCCUAUCUUGUCAACCAAUUUUCUCAGAUAUUCGAAAGAGAUUGGAAUUCCAACUACACGAUUCCGUUAUCGUACUUUGACAACAAUGGAAAAUGGACAAAUGGAACCAAGACGUUAUGA